This is a messenger RNA of Acanthoscelides obtectus, 579 nucleotides long. The record is from the annotation of a GenBank genome assembly. Lineage: Eukaryota; Metazoa; Arthropoda; Insecta; Coleoptera; Chrysomelidae.
AUGAAAAACGCAAACACAAAUUCUAUUCUGUUCCGAGCUUUGAUUGAUUGGAAAUGUAAAACUAAAGCUAAGGCAUCACAAAUCAAACAAGAAAUUGUGAAAACUGGUGGAGGACCAGCAAAUUAUGUACCUCUCUCUGAUGCAGAAAAGCGGCUCCUCAGCCUUAUGGGAACAAAGUCUGUUCAAGGAGAUGAUGUAUGUGAAAUGGGCUUUGGACAGCAUAUGUUACAACCAACUGUAUUAGAUGCAGCGAUGUUGAACAUUGCCGCAGCUCUGUUCAGCUCUUCAUUUCGCUGUGUAAUUCCAGCAAGGUUUAAGUUGAGGGAUAUUAGCUUAACAAAAUUGUUGGUCACAUCAGCUUCCCUAACGAUAAAGGAGAUAAACCACCCUUCGUCUGCAGAACCUCGACGUAUGUCAGGGUGGGGAUGCGAAGAAAUCCAAGGGAAUGUGAGUAGAUCCAAGGGUUUCCAGGAGUUGAAGAAACCUAAGGACUUUUGUUUCAUUAAGUUGUCAGUGGCUAGCCCCUCGGUGCUAAACUUUUCCCCAUACCGCGAAAAGGAGAGCCAACACUAUAACUAA